GCACAAACAAAGAAAAAUAAAGUAGGAAAGCCACCGCCCCACCUUCUUCUCUAGAACCUCUCUAUCUAUCCUUUUCACUCUCAUUCCUUUCAAAAACCCUAAUUUUCACUAUCACCAUCUUCAACAACAAAAAUGGCAGCCGCCGCACCACCGCCACCACCAACCGCAGCACCAGAGCCAAACAUGGUACCACUAACUUCACCGAUCGGCCACCCAAUGUUCUCCCGUAUCCGUCUCGCGACACCAUCAGACGUCCCAUUCAUCCACAGACUAAUCCACCAAAUGGCCGUGUUCGAACGCCUCACUCAUCUCUUCGCCGCCACCGAGUCAGGUCUCACUUCCACGCUCUUCAACUCUCGCCCUUUCCAAUCAUUCACCGUCUUCCUCUUAGAGGUCUCUCGUUCCCCAUUCACCGCCGCCGCUCCGUCUCCCGAUUUCACACCGUUUCACAAAACUCAUAACCUUGAUCUCCCGAUCGAGGAUCGGGAGAGCUACAAUUUCUCGCCUGAUAUGUUAAACGACGUCGUUAUUGCUGGGUUUGUUCUGUUUUUCCCCAAUUACUCGAGCUUUUUGUCGAAACCUGGUUUCUACAUUGAGGAUAUAUUUGUGAGAGAGCCGUAUAGGAGGAAAGGGUUUGGGAGUAUGUUAUUGACUGCUGUGGCUAAACAAGCUGUGAAGAUGGGUUAUGGCAGAGUUGAAUGGGUUGUUCUUGAUUGGAAUGUGAAUGCUAUGAAAUUUUAUGAGCAGAUGGGUGCUGAGAUUUUGCAGGAAUGGAGAGUUUGUAGGCUUACCGGUGAUGCUCUCCAAGCUUUUGAUCAGGUGAACAUCUAGACAUUAAUGUGUUGCUGCUGAGAUUGCUGAGAGUUAUCGAGUCGAUGAGACCACUUCCUUUUGCUUAAAACUUUAAAGUUUGCUUCUUUUGUUUUCCUGUUGUUCUUACUGUUAUGGAAGUGAUGACAUUGAUGAUUCUCUCUGCUUACUUACUGGAUACUCAAUGAGAGAAACCCUUUUGUGGAAUGUAUGAAACGUUUUCAAGUAUUUAGUAGAGAGUUGUGUAAUUGUGAUACCUUGUCAUGUUUGCUUUACUAUAGUUG
Capsella rubella is the source of this 1094-nucleotide messenger RNA. Its product is annotated as probable acetyltransferase NATA1-like. The transcript has a single exon. Lineage: Eukaryota; Viridiplantae; Streptophyta; Magnoliopsida; Brassicales; Brassicaceae. The coding region runs from base 133 to 831 and encodes 232 amino acids. Gene Ontology annotation, molecular function: N-acetyltransferase activity. The record is from RefSeq and is a predicted model, not a curated record.